UUAUUUUUAUCGAUUUGCACUCUGAGAAAUGUUUACAAUUGAAAAAUUAUAAUUAUUGUUAUUUUAUUCACGUGACUUUCAUUAUUUGAUGUUUAUGAUUGAGGAGUGGAGUGAAAAAUCAUGGAAAUUAGAAAAAUGGAAUUUCCGAUUCUGGAGAUGAAUGAUUUUUUUACUUUUAUAUCUUUAAGAUAGUAAGAGGGAGUAUAAAAGGAAAAAUGGAAGCGCCUCCCCAAGAAGAUUACGCCUUCCACCUGGGUGAGAUGUUCAACAGCUACGAGGAGCUAGAGGAUAAGCUGGAGAAAUUUUCGAAGAGAAGUCUUGUCCACUACUGGAGGAGAGACAGUAGAACAGUGAGUGGAGCCCACAUGAAAACAGCAAGACCCAUCAGCGAGAGAUUGAAAUAUUACUCAGUAAAAUACGCGUGCAUCUACGGAGGUCAGAAGUUUCUCCCGAGAGGUGCAGGACGCAGACAGUCCCAGUCGAUCAGAACAAAUUGUCCAGCGCACAUAAUGCUGAGGGCAUCAAAGGAUGGGACAAAACUCGAAGUAACGAGUGUCAACAACGAGCACAAUCACGAGAUAUCGGAGGAGCUCUUCAAGAGUCUUCCUCAGGAGCGAAAACUGUGUGGAGAAAUAAAGCAGGAGGUCCAGGAUCUCAUGCAGCUGCACAUCGACAGGAAGAGGCUGAAGGAGUACGUCAGACUGAGGACGAACAAGAUUCUGAGGUCUAAGGAUUUGUUUAAUAUUGCUGCUGCCAAUAAACAGAAACGAGAUAUCACUCCAGAGAGGGCUUAUCAGCUGUUCAAGAGGAUUCACGACCUUGAGAAGAUGCAGGGAGGCAAAAGAAUGUACCCUGAGGCUGAGGAUGAAAUCGCUCAGAGGCUUAAAAAAUUGAAGAAAGAUAGUAAUUCUCCAUGGGGUCAAGACGACCUGCCUCCAGGCCUUGAAAUGCACGAGGCGAAUGAUGCAGACGAGUCCUACAACGCUCAGCUGACCCAAGAGGAAGUUCCUGACGAGAUGGACACGACUGAGGGAGAAUUACUGAGGGCUAAUGCCGAAACUCGUGGAGAACUGGUUGGAGAGAUCGUUGGAGAACUUGUGAUGGACGACGGGGAUCCUUCCGUUAUCGUCGAAUCCAUCGUCAAUGCUGACGGGUCAGUGUUCGUCGACGAAAGAGAUUUCAACAGCUACUGCGAUAAUCACCUGGGGCACGACAGUCGGUCCUCGGCGUCCCAGGGAUCUCAGGUUUUGGAUAUUGAAACAAUAUCGACGCCGGUGGAAAUGGAAAAACUCCCGAAGACUCAACGAUCGAAUCCCCACCUCCUCUCAGACCCUUUAUCCCCGACGAUGUCGAGGUCUCCGCCAAUGGACGAGUGUCAUGACACAAAAAUCUGGAUAAUGAAAACCGGGACCAUGGAGUCAGAGAUGGACAGCUGUCCGGAAAACGAGACUGUCAAGAAUCCUAAAAAUGUAACUGAAAUAAACCCAGAGGUGUCGAAUGUCGAGGUUUUCGCUGGAGAGGCGAAUCAUCAGCUACUCCUGGAACAGCUGUCAGUGCUCAAGGCUGAGAAGGGAAAGCUCAUCCACGAGACGGAGAUGUUGAAGCUGAAGAAGGAUAAACUCAAGCUGCAAAUCAACUGUUAUACGAACGAGAUGAAGAAGCAGGAGAUGGAGAAGGAGAAGCUGAGGCUAGAGAUUAAACUCCUGCAGUCAAAAGUCGUCGACGAUGCCAAUGACGUCUCUCACUACAUCUUCGUACCUUGAGAGCACUCGAGUUAGAUUUGAGUUUUGCAUUCAAUUUUUUCGUUGGAUUUCAAGAAUAUUCCGGACUACUUUUUUAUUUUGAUUUUCAUCAGAUGUCAACGUAUAAAAAUAUGUCUGAUAUUUUUUUUGUCCAUUAUCGACGGUUUUAAUGGCAGAUAAAAAAAUUAUGCAAUAACUCGAGAGACUUGACGACUCAAAGGACAAGAACUGUAAAUAAUAGCAGAGGAACGGGGAAUAUCAUGAUAUUUCCUCUUUUUCUAUUAAAUAAUUAAACUACGACCUAACAGAGAUGAUUCCCACCUCGAUGUGCGAUCGUUCUUGCUUUUUGUUUAAGAGUGAUUCAUAAAUAAAUUAUUUUCAUCAAA
Fopius arisanus is the source of this 2128-nucleotide messenger RNA. RefSeq lists its product as uncharacterized. The record is from RefSeq and is a predicted model, not a curated record. Lineage: Eukaryota; Metazoa; Arthropoda; Insecta; Hymenoptera; Braconidae. The coding region runs from base 216 to 1763 and encodes 515 amino acids. The transcript has 4 exons.